AUGUCCGUGCUUAGAAGCAUAAAAUUCUUCGUCAAGUCGGUCGUAUUCGGCUCGUUGUUGGCUGGAUGUGCCCUCUAUGGAGUUAUUGCUUCCAUCGUAUUGAGAAUAGUCAGAAAGGGUGAGUAUGCUCAAUACACAGUGGCCAGGGCCUUUUAUCACUCCUUCUCCACCCUAUUGGGCAUCACAGUAAAGAUUAAAAAUGAAGAAAGAUUGCUUGACACCCCCGCUAUAUUUGUCUCCAACCAUCAAUCUGCAUUGGACAUCUUGAUUUUGGGGAAAGUCUUCCAACCGGGUUACACGGUUACCGGUAAGAAAUCCUUGAAGUAUGUCCCGUUUUUGGGAUGGUUCAUGUACUUAUCUGGCACCUUUUUCUUGGACAGAAGCAAGGGUGAAAAGGCCAGAAAGGUGUUAGAAUCCGCAUUAGCAUCAUUAAAGAGAGAUAAUAGAGCCUUGUUCAUCUUCCCGGAAGGAACUAGAUCAGGAUUGGAAAAGUUAGAUUUCUUGCCAUUCAAAAAGGGUGCCUUCCACCUUGCCAAGCAGGCUGGCAUUCCAGUUAUACCUCUUGUCUUCAGCAACUACUCCAAUCUCUUCAAUGCCAAGAACAAGACGUUCAAUAGAGGAGAAAUCCAAGUAGAUGUGUUACCUCCAAUGUCUACCGAGCAUUUGAAGACUAAUGAAGAUGUCACCGAGUUCGCCGCCAAAGUGAGAGAAGCCAUGCUUGCCUCCAUGAAAGAAGUAGGCUUUGCUAAACUCCGCGGUGCAAAGGAGAAGGACGACCAAAAAGAAAUCGAUGAGGAAGAUGUCUCUGAUGUGAAUACCGACACUGACACUUCUAUCGAAAUUAUCUCCGAACAAACACCAUUAGUCUCCAAAGAUUAA
Suhomyces tanzawaensis NRRL Y-17324 is the source of this 879-nucleotide messenger RNA. RefSeq names its product 1-acylglycerol-3-phosphate O-acyltransferase (gene SLC1). Gene Ontology annotation, biological process: phosphatidic acid biosynthetic process. The transcript has a single exon. The record is from RefSeq and is a predicted model, not a curated record. The coding region runs from base 1 to 879 and encodes 292 amino acids. Gene Ontology annotation, molecular function: 1-acylglycerol-3-phosphate O-acyltransferase activity. Gene Ontology annotation, cellular component: endoplasmic reticulum; membrane. Lineage: Eukaryota; Fungi; Ascomycota; Pichiomycetes; Serinales; Debaryomycetaceae.